AACUAUUCUUUUAACCAGGCUGACGAAGAUCUUCAGGUGAAGCUGGAGCACUUGGAAGACAACGGUUACCUCAACAAUACGUUACUGGUCAUUAUGGCGGACCAUGGGGCCAGGUAUACUGACGUCAGAAGAACUCUGUCCGGAAAACUGGAGGAGCGGAUGCCGUAUGUCAGUUUCCGGUUCCCGCCAUGGUUUGAGGAUCAAUACCCAGACAUCGUGCAGAACGUGAGAACCAAUGCGCACAGACUCACAACCCCGUUUGACAUACACGAGACAUUUAAAGAGGUUCUCAGAUUUACAGGGGGCGGUGUGGGUAACGUUAAAAACCGUGGGAUAAGUCUGUUUAAGGAGAUCCCCAAAUCUCGCACGUGUGCGCACGGUGACGUUGCACCACAUUGGUGCGCAUGUCUCUNAGUUUCCGGUUCCCGCCAUGGUUUGAGGAUCAAUACCCAGACAUCGUGCAGAACGUGAGAACCAAUGCGCACAGACUCACAACCCCGUUUGACAUACACGAGACAUUUAAAGAGGUUCUCAGAUUUACAGGGGGCGGUGUGGGUAACGUUAAAAACCGUGGGAUAAGUCUGUUUAAGGAGAUCCCCAAAUCUCGCACGUGUGCGCACGGUGACGUUGCACCACAUUGGUGCGCAUGUCUCUCAUGGCAUGAGGUCAACCCUAACAGUGACAUCGGGAAGAGGGUUCUCCAAGCGGCCAUAGACAACAUCAACAGUUUUACAGCGCCGUAUCGACCGGACUGUGUGGAACUGACCAUUGGUAAAGUCACCGCGAUCAGUAAACACAUGCUGAGGGAAGAGGUGCUGAGAUUUUCAGAGACG
Lymnaea stagnalis (great pond snail) is the source of this 833-nucleotide messenger RNA. The record is from the annotation of a GenBank genome assembly. NCBI's taxonomy places the organism in Eukaryota, Metazoa, Mollusca, Gastropoda, Lymnaeidae.